Molecule: messenger RNA, 2745 nt
Organism: Metarhizium brunneum ARSEF 3297
Lineage: Eukaryota; Fungi; Ascomycota; Sordariomycetes; Hypocreales; Clavicipitaceae
Product: PI-type proteinase
Biological process (GO): proteolysis
Cellular component (GO): membrane; cell wall
Molecular function (GO): serine-type endopeptidase activity
Source: RefSeq, a predicted model, not a curated record
AUGCACGCCAUGGUGAGAGCCUUGCUUGCCGUUGCGGCACUAGCAGCAACUCCCUCUACCGCCGACAAGGCUCCCCGAGUCUUACCUGGCACCUAUUUUGUUGAGCUUAACAAAGGCGCUGAUGUGGCCGGCUUUGCACAAAGAGUCACGACAGAAGCCAAUGCUCGUAUUCGCCGACAGAUCGACUUCACGCCUGCCAAGGGAAAAGCAGCCGAACCGUACAAGGCUGUCUCGAUAGUGCUCGACGAGGCAGGCAAGAUCAACGAUGUGGCUUCCAUGGACGACGUUUUCAAGGUACAUCAAGUCGAGGUGCAUACCAUGGGCGGCAUUGCUCCGUCAAGCGACCGACCCAAGAGUGAAAAGCAGGAGUCUUUUGCUGGCAAGAUCAGUAAACGUCGGGCAAUGCGACGUGCUCUGCCCGAAACGAAUACCACGGCAUACCCUCCUCACGUCAUGAUGCAAGUUGACAAGCUCCGCAGCAAAGGAAUCACGGGCAAGGGCAUUAAGAUUGGCAUGAUCGAUACCGGUGUUGACUAUAACCACCCGGCACUCGGGGGUUGCUUUGGCCCCGGAUGCCUCUUUUCCUUUGGAGCAGACUUGGUCAAUAACGAUCCCACGCCGAUGGACUGCAACGGUCACGGAACCAAUGCCGCCGGCAUCAUUGGCACGCGACCAAACGCGAUGGGCUUUACCGGCGCGGCCCCUGGCGCCCAGUUGGGCAUGUACCGCAUAACCUGCAGCGGUGAAUUUCCCACCGACGUCAUGGUGGACGCAAUUUACCGCGCCCUCGCCGACGGCGUGGAUAUCAUCACGUCGUCGGCCGGGCUUCCGGGCGGGUGGCCGGAUAGUCUCUUGUCGUCGGCCGCCACGCGGGCUGUCGAGAGCGGCGUCGUCUUCGUCCAGGGCGCAGGCAACGACGGCACUCUCGGUCUCUUUUCGCACUUGGACCCGGCCGUCGGCAAUGGCGUUAUUAGUGUAGGAUCGGUGAAUAGCCGUGUCUAUCCCCAGCUCAUCAAUGAGGCCAAGUACACCAUCGGCAACGGAUCCGAAGUCCGCUUCCACUUUUUCCCGACAACUCCCUCGGAUAACUUCACCGGCACCCCGAUGGAGGUCUAUGCCCUGCCCGUGAAUGGAUCUAGUGCUGGCAACGGGACUCAUGCCUGUGGCCCGCUCCGUCCUGACACGCCGGACUUGAGCAACAAGCUAGUCCUGCUGAAUUUCCAUGGUGGCAGAGGGGACUGUAGCUUGAGGAAUAUGACCAAAGCGGUUCAUGCAAAGGGGGCAGCGCGUAUUCUUGCCUACGUUGCUAGUGAAGACUGGCUUCCUGAUUUGUAUUACGUGGAUAACUUGCCCGAGGGGGUUCUCGCCCUCGGAAUGCUAGGGUUUGAUACCGCGACGGAGAUGCUCAAGGCGCUCCAGUCUGGCCGCAAAGUCCUCGCCACAGCCUUCCCCUGGAAUGAUGCACCCCGAGUCUAUGUCGAGGAGCCAAAUGACGAGAUUGCAGGAUCUGUUUCUGAUUUCAGUUCCUGGGGCCCUUCGUGGAAUCUCGGUCUCAAGCCUUCCCUGACUGCGAUUGGCGGAGAAAUCAUCUCGACGGAUUUUAGAGAGAAGAAUCCUUCUGGCUACACGAUUACACGAGGAACUUCCUUCUCAGGUCCCCUGAUUGCUGCCCUCGUUGCACUGAUUGGCGAGGCUCGCGGCUCUCUGGAUCCAGCUACCGUCGAGAGCCUUCUCGUUUCGCACUCGAAUCCGCAGCUCUACCACGACGGAGAGAAUUUCUUGCCCUACCUUGCCCCUGUUGCCCAGCAGGGCGGCGGUCUGGCGCGUGCCUAUGACGCUGCCUAUGCCACAACUCUUGUCCAACCGGCGGGCCUCAACUUCAACGACACUGAACAUAUGGCGGCCUCACUCAACUUUACCCUCAAGAAUGUGGGCCAAGGUGCUAUCACGUACCGUCUUUCUCACGUUCCCGCCGUCACCGUGUAUACCUUUACGGAAAAUGGCACCGUUUCUUCGUAUCCCAAUAAGCUUGAGGCAGUUGAGACUCCAGCCGCGAUUACUCUCAGUGAGACAAGUGUCACCGUAGACCCUGGGAAUUCCGUCAACAUCCGUGUAUCAGCCUCGAUUCCUGAGGGCCUCGACGCCAGUCGAAUGCCCCUGUGGUCUGGCUGGAUUGCGAUCAACGGGUCUGACAGCACUUCACUCUCUGUUCCUUAUCAGGGGUUUUCCGGCUCAAUCCGCAAACACCAGGUCCUGCGACCCGACGGCGCCUCGCUCACCUAUCGAAAUGCCUCUGUCACUGAGGGUACCACUGUUGUCCUGCCAGCACCAGGCUCCAUCACGCCAUCUCAACUUGUGUUGAAUAUCAACGCAACAAUGGGAAUCCCUCUCAUGCGUGCUGAGGUAGUGCCCGCGAAUGGCACAGAUGCCACCGAUAUUACUACAUCGAUUGGUCAGGUUCAAGGAUUCCCCGUGCAGUGGCGCCCGAGGAACUUGCAGCAGGAUUCGAAUUCCCCAGACUUGCUUCAAUUCACCCAGUUCAAAUGGAAUGGGCAGCUCGACACAGGUAGCAAUGUGCCCGAGGGCUACUACAAGCUCGUUGUGCGGGCCCUGAGGAUUUUCGGCAACCCUAGCAAUGACGAGGACUGGGAUGUCAGUGAGUCGCCGCGGUUCCAGAUUACAUACUGCCAAAAAGGAAAUUCAUCUAGCAUGAUCCGUCGCCGAGCCGAAAGGGGACACAAUUAG